AUGGCUGAUUCAAGCGCACCCUCGACCGAACAAGUCGCCGAUCAGGUGGCUAACCUGCACCUUGAUGAGGUCACCGGCGAGAGGAUCUCCAAGACCGAAUUGAAGAAGAGACAAAAGAAGCGCGAACAGGAGGCCAAGAAGGCCCAGAAAGCCGCCGCUGCUCCUCCCAAGGAGAAGAAGGAGAAGAAUGCUGAACAGAACGAGGCAGAGUUGACGCCUAACCAAUACUUCGAGAUCCGUUCCCGUGCCAUCACGAAGCUCAUCGAGACCAAGGAUCCAUACCCGUAUCCUCACAAGUUCCAGAGCGACUACGAUGUGCGAAACUUUGUCACCGACUUCGGCCACAUGAAGUCGGGAGAGCACCAGAAGGACAAGGUGAUCCGGAUCCAGGCUCGCAUGUACAACAAGAGGGCUUCCGGUAAUAAGCUCGUCUUCUACGAUGUCAGGGAUGAGGGCGUCAAGCUUCAGAUCAUGUGCCAGGCGAACGAAGUGGGCGAGGGAGCUCCCGAAUUCACCAAGCAGCACGAGCACCUCCGCAGAGGUGACAUCAUUGGCAUAAUUGGAUACCCCGGCCGCACUGCACCCAAGAACAAGAUCGAGAAGGGCGAAGAGGGAGAGCUGUCCAUUUUUGCGACCGAAGUUGUGCUCUUGACGCCCUGUCUGCACCAGCUGCCCGACGAGUACUAUGGCCUCAAGGACCAAGAAUUGCGCCACCGCAAGCGUUACCUCGACCUCAUCAUGAACCCCAAGACUAGAGAGACCUUUUCAACCCGUCCCCGUGUGAUCAAGUACAUUCGCAAGUACCUCGAUGACGCCGGCUUCCUUGAAGUCGAAACCCCGAUCAUCAACAUGAUUGCUGGCGGUGCCACAGCAAAGCCCUUCGAGACCCACCUCAACGAUUACAACAUGGACGUCUUCCUGCGGAUAGCACCUGAGUUGCCCUUGAAGAUGCUCGUGGUAGGUGGCCUCAAGAGAGUAUACGAGAUCGGUCGUCUCUUCAGAAAUGAGGGUGCCGAUCUGACUCACAACCCUGAGUUCACUACCUGUGAAUUCUACGAGGCUGGCGCCGACUUUUACGAUUUGAUGAAGAGAACCGAGGAGCUCGUGUCCGGACUGGUCAAGGAGCUGACUGGCGGAUACACGACUACUUUCACUACACAACACGGCGAGACCUACAACGUGAACUGGGAGGCACCCUGGAAGCGUGUUUCCAUGAUUCCCGCUCUUGAGGAGGCUACUGGCGAGAAGUUCCCCGACCCCGAUCAAUUGCACACUGACGAGUCGCGUGAAUUCCUCAAGAAGGUGUGCAAGAAGGUCAACGUUGACUGUCCGUCACCGCAAACAACCCCCCGUAUGCUCGACCGUCUGACGGGCGAGUUCAUUGAGGAGACUGCUGUCAACCCGACCUUCAUUACCGAGCACCCUAAGAUCAUGUCGCCGCUCGCCAAGGACCACCGCAGCAAGCCUGGCCUGACAGAGCGUUUCGAGGCCUUUGUGUGCAAGAAGGAGAUCGCAAACGCCUACACCGAGUUGAACCAGCCCUUCGAGCAGCGUCUGCGAUUCGAGGAGCAGGCCAACCAGAAGGCACAGGGUGACGACGAGGCUCAGCUCAUUGACGAGACCUUCCUCAACGCUCUCGAGUACGGCCUGCCACCUACGGCCGGGUGGGGUCUGGGUAUUGACCGCCUGGUCAUGUUCCUGACCAACAACUACAGCAUCAAGGAGGUCCUGCUGUUCCCCUUCAUGAACCCUGAACAGCUGGCAAAGAAGGAUGACGACAAGAAGAUGCCGGAGCAGGUUGCCGCGGCGGGUGCCGAGCCGGUCCCUGCUGAGGGUACCGAGGGAAUUCCCCACAAAUAG
Molecule: messenger RNA, 1860 nt
Organism: Truncatella angustata
Lineage: Eukaryota; Fungi; Ascomycota; Sordariomycetes; Amphisphaeriales; Sporocadaceae
Product: lysyl-tRNA synthetase
Exons: 5
Coding region: 1-1860 (619 amino acids)
Biological process (GO): lysyl-tRNA aminoacylation
Cellular component (GO): cytosol; cytoplasm
Molecular function (GO): ATP binding; lysine-tRNA ligase activity; tRNA binding
Source: RefSeq, a predicted model, not a curated record